AUGAGCAGCGAGAAGGGGCAGCAGGAGCCUGAUGAGUCCAGCAGCUCGCUGGGCGCCUUGGAGGCGCUGCUGAGUUCGCCGCCCACGCGGGCGCCAGCGGUGGCAGAGUCUGGGGAGCGGCAGGGGGACAAGCAGCAGGAGGAUAAGCCGCAGGGUGGUGAAGGGGAAGACAAGCAGAGCAAGGAGGGCUGGUAUUGGUGGGAUCGGCCUGCCGGACCCCAGACCAACCCGCUGCGGCGGGGCGGCAUGCCGGCCGGCCGCAGCGGUGCUUACCUGGACUCGGAGCAGUUCACUCGAGACCCGCUUGAGCUGUCUGUGGGACGGCGCGUGGCGGCCGCCUCUGGUGGCCCGCUGCCCCUGCCGGGCAAUGACUCGCUGCCGCUGGCCAGCUGGACACUAGCAGCGAUACUCGCGGUGGGCAGCGUGGGCGGCCUGCUGGGUCUCACCACGUCUCUGCAGAUGAACAGCGACGCCGUCGUCUCGGGGGGUUGGUGGCUGCUGUGGACGGCCAGCCUGCAGCCGCUGUCGUGGCUCAACCUGGCGGCGGGCACGGGCGCGCUGCUCAGCGCGGGUGCAUACGCUGAGCGGCGGCUGGGCAGCGCGCUGUACCUCACAGCCUUCCUGGCUGCUGGAGCGCUGCCCGCCACCUUCUAUUAUGCCGGCUCGAUGCUGUUUGUGCACAGCGAUGCGGGCACCUUGUAUGAGGGGCCCGCUGCGGCUCUGAUGGGCCCCGCCGCCGCCCUGGCUGCCUAUGUUGUCGGCAACUGGCGCGUGCUGGGCGCGGGGCAGCGAGCGCGGUGUGCGCUGGCCUGCCUGGGCUGCGCCGCGGUGGCGGCCACAGAGCUGGAGGCGGGCUUGGCCACACCGGACCUGCUGGCGGCCUCGGCCUUGGUGGGCAGCCUGCUGGCGCUGCUCGGCGGGCCGCGGCUGGAGGUGCUGCGGGAGCUGGACAUCCAGGAGGGGAGCAUGACCAUCAGCGGAACCGAGGGCGAGCUGGUGGUCGUGGUGGACAAGGUGACGGCGCCCCGCCGCUGGCUGGCGUGCGGCGGCGUCGUGCUGUUGCUGCUGGGCCUGGGUGCCACGGUAGACGCCGUGGUGCACAGACAGAUUGAGGUGCUGCUGCUGGAGCAGUUCCUGGAGGACAACAGAGACAGCCCAGAGGUGCAGCAGUGGCUGUACGAGGUGGCGCCAGAGAAGUUACGCAACGCUUGA
This is a messenger RNA of Chlorella variabilis, 1212 nucleotides long. RefSeq lists its product as hypothetical. Lineage: Eukaryota; Viridiplantae; Chlorophyta; Trebouxiophyceae; Chlorellales; Chlorellaceae. The record is from RefSeq and is a predicted model, not a curated record. The coding region runs from base 1 to 1212 and encodes 403 amino acids. The transcript has 3 exons.